CAGGAGGGCGGCAUGGAACCGAGCCCAGAGGCAUACGGUGACGCCGUCAUCGCGGUGGCAAUGGCCGAGGAGGCGGAGAUGGCCGCGGAGCUCCUGGACAGGGGCGCCAGGGCGACCUACCCGCAGAGCCUGCCGGGCGCUGCCUACGUCACGGUGGUGCAUGCCCUGGAGAGGGGCUCCCGCUGGGAGCUCGCCCUCGCGGUGCUCAGGGGCAUGCGCUCCAGGGGCGCGCUGCCCAGCAAGCUCGUCUGCGACGCCGUCGAGCGGGCCUGCGCCGCGGCCGGGAGGCCGGAGCUGGCCCGCGAAGUGGAGGCCUGUCUGCCGCCCCAGCGCGAGGGGAAUCCAGGCGGCCCGGCGCGGCCCCGGCGCCGGCCCUUUCUGGCGGGGCUGCCUCCCAUCCGCGGGGCUGCUGCUGCCUGAGGCGCGGCGCCGCAGGGUCUUUUCCGGCAAACGCCGCGAGCGUGCUCGACAUCGCUCCCCUCUCGGGUGCCGUCUCGCUGCCGCGGCCCGCCGUCAGACCGCUGCCAGGCGGACCGCGCGCCUCUCGCUGGGCGGAGGCGCUCUCGCCUUCUCGCCGGCCGGCUUUCGGGAG
Prorocentrum cordatum is the source of this 592-nucleotide messenger RNA. NCBI's taxonomy places the organism in Eukaryota, Dinophyceae, Prorocentrales, Prorocentraceae. The record is from the annotation of a GenBank genome assembly.